CUGUGCCGGCCUGCUGGUUGAAGCAGAUGCUCUGGGAAUCGUGGACGAGGCAGCAGACAGGCUGGCGGACCAUGCGGUUACCAGCCACAACCUGUGCACCGCACCCAUUCACAUCAGCGAUGCGAUGGCUCUAUUGCCUCUCGAUAUCUUCCUCCGCGUUCUAGCAAAGUUCAAGGAAAAGAAUCUGCCCGAGAAGGAAAUCGGCAGCGCAAUCGCCUUCUACGCACAGCACAACCUGCCCGACCCGAAAUCCCUUGCCGCCCUCUCUUACCCCUCCGAUCCCCCUCCCUCUCCCCACUCCUCAUCCUUUUCCUCCUCCUCCUCCUCUUCCUCCUCCUCCUCGUCCUCCGCCUCCUCCCUCUCCCCUGCGCACUACCGUCGGGUCCUGGAGGGGCUGACAGCGGCCCUGCCUGCUGCUGCUGCCAGUGUGCCCAUGCAGCCGCUGCUGGGGCUGCUGCGCUGUGCUAUCGUGCUCAACGCCUCUGAGGGGGUCAAAGCCACCCUGCAGCGCCGAGCUGGAGCACUCUUCACCGACGCAUCCCUGGACGAUUUGCUCAUGCUGGAGACGAGUGACGUGCAGGGUCUGCUGCACGGGUUUGCAUCAGAGGAACACCUCUCCACCCUUCCUGACCGCGCUCAAGCUCUGCAGGCAGCAGCAUCGCUCAUCGAUUCCUAUCUCCUCCACCUCUCCUCCCCUCCAACACUUCACCCUGAUUCCGCUGCUGACGGGGUUGCUGCCGCUGGUACUGCUUCUGCUUCUGCUGCUGCUAGUGCUACUUCCGGUCUCUUCUCAAGCAUCAGCGCCGGUGCCCCUGCUAGUAACAAAGCAGCUGCUAUUGAGGAUGAGACUUCCAAGCCUGAAUCGCAGGCUUUCCAGCCUGCUCUGAGUGUGGCGGAGUGGAAGCACCUGGUCUCUGCCCUCCCUGCUGAUGCCCGGCCGUCUCAUGACGGUCUUCUCAAGGCGGUAACUGCCUACCUGACAGCUGUCGGCGCGGGAUUGGCUGACUGGGAGGUGGCAACGCUGGUGGGUGUGGUAACCCCCUCGCGCCUCUCCCCCUCAGCCAUGGAGGCCGCCGCUGCCUGCCCUCUGCUGCCCCUGCCGUUCCUGGUCUCUGUGCUGCGCAUUCAGAAGGAGGUAUGGAGUCGACUCAACAGUCAUCAGUGUCUGUAA
Closterium sp. Yama58-4 is the source of this 1171-nucleotide messenger RNA. Lineage: Eukaryota; Viridiplantae; Streptophyta; Zygnematophyceae; Desmidiales; Closteriaceae. The record is from the annotation of a GenBank genome assembly.